CUCUUAGUGGAUGUUCCUGCUGCACAUCGCUUUCUCAAGCUGCAGAUGAUCGAUCGCUGUAUGGUGGACAUCUGGGGACGUCGUGCCCCCGGAUAUGGGGCUCUUGGGGCCCCGAGGGGUGGACGGUCGGGGCCAAGAAGAUGGGGCCUCUGGCUUCUGCUCAGCCUUGUACCCCCUCUCUCUGAACCCAGGCAAAGAGGCUAUGCUCCGGCAGAAGGAUUAUGAGACUGCCACCCUCUCGGAGAUCAAGGCCCUGCUCAAGAAGCACGAGGCUUUUGAGAGCGACCUGGCCGCCCACCAGGACCGCGUGGAACAGAUCGCUGCCAUUGCGCAGGAGCUCAAUGAGCUGGACUAUUAUGACUCACCCAGUGUCAAUGCCCGGUGCCAAAAGAUCUGUGACCAGUGGGACAAUCUGGGAGCCCUAACCCAGAAGCGGAGGGAAGCUCUGGAGCGGACAGAGAAACUGCUGGAGACCAUUGACCAGCUGUACUUGGAGUAUGCCAAGCGGGCCGCACCCUUCAACAACUGGAUGGAGGGGGCCAUGGAAGAUCUGCAGGACACCUUCAUCGUGCACACCAUCGAGGAGAUCCAGGGACUGACCACAGCCCACGAGCAGUUCAAGGCCACCCUCCCUGAUGCCGACAAGGAGCGUCUGGCCAUCCUGGGUAUCCACAACGAGGUGUCCAAGAUUGUCCAGACCUACCACGUCAACAUGGCGGGCACCAACCCCUACACAACCAUCACUCCUCAGGAGAUCAAUGGCAAAUGGGAGCACGUGCGGCAGUUGGUGCCUCGGAGGGACCAGGCCCUGACGGAGGAGCACGCCCGCCAGCAACACAAUGAGAGGCUACGUAAGCAGUUCGCAGCCCAGGCCAAUGUCAUCGGGCCCUGGAUUCAGACCAAGAUGGAGGAGAUCGGGCGGAUCUCCAUCGAGAUGCACGGGACCCUGGAGGACCAGCUCAGCCACCUGCGACAGUAUGAAAAGAGCAUCGUCAACUACAAGCCCAAGAUCGACCAGCUGGAGGGUGACCACCAGCUCAUCCAGGAGGCCCUCAUCUUCGACAACAAGCACACCAACUACACCAUGGAGCACAUCCGUGUGGGCUGGGAGCAGCUCCUCACCACCAUCGCCAGGACCAUCAACGAAGUGGAGAAUCAGAUCCUGACCCGAGAUGCCAAGGGCAUCAGCCAGGAGCAGAUGAAUGAGUUCCGGGCCUCCUUCAACCACUUCGACCGGGAUCACUCCGGCACGCUGGGUCCCGAGGAGUUCAAAGCCUGCCUCAUCAGCUUGGGUUAUGAUAUUGGCAACGACCCCCAGAAGAAGACAGGCAUGAUGGACACGGAUGAUUUCCGCGCCUGCCUUAUCUCCAUGGGUUACAACAUGGGAGAGGCAGAAUUUGCCCGUAUCAUGAGCAUCGUAGACCCCAACCGCCUGGGGGUAGUGACAUUCCAGGCCUUCAUCGACUUUAUGUCUCGGGAGACCGCCGACACAGACACAGCGGACCAAGUCAUGGCCUCCUUCAAGAUCCUGGCUGGGGACAAGAACUACAUCACGGUGGACGAGCUGCGCCGAGAGCUGCCGCCCGACCAGGCCGAGUACUGCAUCGCGAGGAUGGCCCCCUACAGCGGCCCUGAUGCCGUGCCGGGCGCUCUGGACUACAUGUCCUUCUCCACGGCGCUGUACGGCGAGAGUGACCUCUAACGUGCCCGCCCAGGCCAGCGCCCUCACCCUGCCCGCUGCGCGCCCCCCCCCGCCCUGCACCCCUGCUGCCCCCUCUCCCGCCGGGAUUUGGUCUCCUCGCUCAGCCUCGAGCCCGGCGAGCCGGGACCCACGUGGCAUCGAGCCUCCCUGCCCGCAAAGUGACAGUUUACAAAAUUAUUUUCUGCAAAAAAGAAAAAAAAAGUUAUGUUAAAAAAAAGUAAAAAAAAAGCCAAAAAACCACAUAUUUUAUUAUAGAAAAAGUAUUUUUUUCUCCACCAGACUUAAAUGGAAAAGAGGAAAAAUUAACUGUUUGCACCGAAAUGUUUUGUUUUGUUGUGACAUAGGACAAUAACCAAGCACAAUGUUCUAUUCUGUACUUUUUAUCGAUUUUUUUUUUCUCUCUGUAUCAUCUGCUGUAUUCAUUUCUCCAAUCUCAUGUCCACCUUGAUGUGGGAGCGGGGCGGUGGGGUGGGGGUAGGGGGGUAUCUCAUCAGAAGGCACAUUGGUGCAUGUGUGUUUGCUAGCUCACUUGUCCAUGAAAAUAUUUUAUGAUAUUAAAGAAAAUCUUUUGAAAUGGCUCUUUUUUAA
Molecule: messenger RNA, 2290 nt
Organism: Leptonychotes weddellii (Weddell seal)
Lineage: Eukaryota; Metazoa; Chordata; Mammalia; Carnivora; Phocidae
Product: alpha-actinin-1
Molecular function (GO): protein binding; calcium ion binding
Source: RefSeq, a predicted model, not a curated record